UACUGUUAUUUCCUUCCACUGCACCUAUUUCCACACCGUCCGCACUGGAUAGGCUGCUAAACGCUUACCCGUUACUUAACUUCCACCAAAACCAAUCCCAGGGAGCGGUGGCGCACGAAACGAUUGCCCAUUUCGCUCGUGUUUUUAUUGCACCCAACAACAAGAAAAAAACAAACGAAACGUUUACGACCCACUCACAUUAGCAUAGCGCGUCAGAUCGCGUGACUUUUGCCGUACAUCAGCGGUGCCGCGCUUGCGGGGGAAGCAACAAAAAAAGGUAUGAAACAAAACGCCUAAAUGUAGGCUAGAGUGCACGUGGUCACCAUUGCAUGCUCAAGGACGUAUGUCUGUUUGGUGUGUGGGCCUCGCUGCUCUCCCUCUCUCUCUCUCUCUCUCUCUCUCUGAACCCCCUAUUUCGGACCCACAGCAUGGCUUCAAUAAAUUUCACUUCGACAACGUUUCCAAUAUCGCACACCUAUACCAACUAUCAGCCACGGGACCGUGCGGACACCGCCGCAGUCGACUGCGGGACACCGGGUCCGCGUUACACGCGCUGGCAGCAGUUCCGGACCUCUCGCCAUUCUCAAACUGUCCACGGACAACCGCGCAAGCUGACGCCGGACGGGCGGACGGACCUGUUGGAUGCGCUGGCACGGUUCUCCUACUUCGACCGGUGGUCGGACGAGCAGCGGCGGGACUGCUGCCACCGGGCCCAGAUCCGCCAGUUCGAGCCGGACCAGACGGUGUUCGUGGAGGGGCAGGCCCCCGUCAACUACGCGCACUUCAUGCUGAGCGGCGAGUGCGGCCUGCUGCAGUGCCUGAAGCUGCACCGGUGGCGGGACAGCCGGACGGCGACGGUACGCUACCGACUGUCACGCGCGCAGCCGACCGAGGACGAGAUUACCCGGUUUCAUCGGCGCCGGGCGCAGCGGGAGGACGCACUGCACACGGUGGAGCCUUUGCCGACGGUCGGACCGAGCAGACCGCCACCGCCGACUGGCCGGGACCGGAUCGAGUACCAUUUCGUCGACAUUGCGACGUACAGCCGCGGUUCCGUGUUCGCCAUCGGCGAGCACAUGGUCGACCGGGCGGUGUACGCUCGCACGCCCGUCCAGUGUCUGCUGAUACCGCGCUACUGGCUGCUGGAGAAGCCGCAGAACCGGGGCAACAUCUGGAACCGCGUACGGUGUUUUCUCGAGCAGCGGCAACCGUCCCGCGAUCGGCUGUUUCGCUGGUUCCUCACCGAGCUACUGUGGCACCGGUACCGCCGCCAGCUAGUGGACGAUUUCCGGCUGGUGCAUGCGCCGCGCCAUCUGCCCCGCCCGAGCGACGUGCCGCUCGUGUGCCGCAUCGAGGAGUGUGAUGUGCAGCGGCACGACCACGACUGAGA
Anopheles coluzzii is the source of this 1390-nucleotide messenger RNA. RefSeq lists its product as uncharacterized. Lineage: Eukaryota; Metazoa; Arthropoda; Insecta; Diptera; Culicidae. The transcript has 2 exons. The record is from RefSeq and is a predicted model, not a curated record. Bases 330 to 1388 code for a protein of 352 amino acids.